CGCCUAGUUGAUUUUGUUUUCUGUUCUUCUAAAACGGAUGUCAAUAGCUUCCGUUUUUUUUGUCAGAAAUUUCGAUAAUGAGCCAUAUUUUCUAGGUAUAUAGAUGCGAGACAUAGAGGCAGAAGUUUCCUCUGUCCAUUCUGCUAUCGAAACAAUGAAUGGCUUUCUCUCUAGAGUCGGUGAAGUCGCAUUGUCUUCGAGUGUUGGUGCUCGUGUGUUGUUUUAUCCAACUCUGCUCUGGAAUGUAGUUAUGGAGGGAGGUUCUCGAAGAUGGUAUGACAGAAUUGACUCUACAGUGAUUAUCGGGGCUUUGCCUUUUAAGAGUCUCACUCAAAAGCUUGUAGAAGAGGAGAAUGUACGGGCAGUUGUAACCCUCAAUGAAGAGUUUGAAACAAAACACUUCUGUAAUACUUCUGAGGAAUGGUCUGAAUGGGGGGUGAAACAGCUUCAGCUUGCCACAGUAGAUUUUGGCAAUGCUCCCUCUUUAGACAAUCUUUCUGAAGGUGUCAAGUUUAUAGAAGAAAUCAGGUCUAAAGGGGACUCUGUAUAUGUGCAUUGUAAAGCAGGGCGUGGCAGGAGCGCAACUCUUGUUGCUUGCUACCUUAUGAAGAAUAUGGCUUUGAACCCAGAGGAAGCUCAUUUGUUUAUAAAGUCAAAGAGACCGCACAUCCGACUUGCAUCUCAGCAGUGGAGUGCUGUACAGCAGUUUCAUGAUUAUCUACAUGAAGACGACAAUAAAUAAACAUAAAUAUGAAUGAAUAUUUAUCAUAUAAUGUUUAUCUCAUACAUUGUAAAUAUACAUUAUUAUAUAUAAUAUAAUAAUAUUAUAUUUUUACGAAAAGAUGUUAUGUCAUAAGCCUGUCUUUCCAUUAAGCAUAAAGUUCAAUUUUAUUACAGUGAAAUUUGUUAUAUCACGACCGCUUAGUAUGAGAAAUCCAUGUCUCCUUGAGGAAAUAGCUCGUACAAAAGUCCAAACCAAACAUGUUACUUUAUUUCUUAUGUCACAUGAUAAACCAUUUUUUUUAAUGCAAAGGACAAAACAAAACAAAAACAAAAAAAUGUGGGGCAUUUACUAUUGAGGUUUAAAUUCUCAGCCCCAUUUUUAUUUGUCAGCGUUUAUUUCUUUCAGUUAACUUCUGCUGGUCUAAAUAAUCAAUGUUUUUUUUUUAUUUCUAGUCAGUUAAUUUUUUUUUGAUUGUGAAUGAAUGUUUUUUACGUCCUUUUGAAAACCUUUAAAACUGGACGUUUAGUUAACCGUUUCUUGGCUUUGUAUUUUCUAAUGACAAGGGAGUAUUUCACUCUUAUAGUUUAUUUUAUUACACCCUACUUGUUUCGUUGUGUUGUUUGUACAUGAUUGUUUACUUCUAUUAUGACUUUAUCAUACUGUAAUUUUAUUUUCAAGGGAGUCACGUCGCAUUGGGACCUGGUCCCUUUCCUUCUGAUCCCUUUCUCCUUAUCCAAUAAAGUUGUAAAACACGCACACAA
Molecule: messenger RNA, 1485 nt
Organism: Nematostella vectensis (starlet sea anemone)
Lineage: Eukaryota; Metazoa; Cnidaria; Anthozoa; Actiniaria; Edwardsiidae
Product: phosphatidylglycerophosphatase and protein-tyrosine phosphatase 1
Exons: 4
Coding region: 104-742 (212 amino acids)
Biological process (GO): protein dephosphorylation
Molecular function (GO): phosphatidylglycerophosphatase activity; protein tyrosine/serine/threonine phosphatase activity; phosphatidylinositol-4,5-bisphosphate 5-phosphatase activity
Source: RefSeq, a predicted model, not a curated record